Messenger RNA from Bactrocera oleae (olive fruit fly), 9420 nucleotides. RefSeq lists its product as uncharacterized. Lineage: Eukaryota; Metazoa; Arthropoda; Insecta; Diptera; Tephritidae. The record is from RefSeq and is a predicted model, not a curated record.
ACGAACGAGAGCAGUUCGCAGCAGCGGGUAGAACAAACGGUCUAAUAACAGUUCAACAACAACGCACUAGGGCAAACAGCACUUGCUGCAAGCAAGCAGAAGUGCAGGCCGAGAGCGCAAAUUGGGAGCAUCAAGGCAAAGUAGCUGAAGUAAAGUGCUUCUAAAAAGAAAACAAAAAAAAAAAAAACAAAGUGCGAAUUAAAAUAAAAUUUAUACGUGAAAGUGGUGUAAACAACGGGCAUGUUGUGCAAACUCAAGAAAUAACAAAUACAAAAGUGGUGCAAAAUAAAAACACAGGAAAUUUGACUCCAGAUACAGACAAAAUUUUGUGGCUUCGACCGAAAAAGUCGCGAAAAUCUACAAAACAACAUUUGCGAAAUGCAUUGAAAUAGUUGUAGGAAGUGUUUAACUGUAGAACGCGUUGCAACAGAGUAAACGCUGCGGCUUAAAGGAACCUUUGUGGUGAAAUCUCUUUUUUUAUACCUAGCGGUUGUUUGUGUAUUUGCUGGUUUUCUAAUUGAACUACUUUCGCAAGUAAAUAUUUCUGAUAAUAGAAACAUUGUCAACGCAACUAUUGUGGUGACAGCGGCAGCACAGCCAGCAACACCAUAAGCAGCAGGAAAAGCGCCUACAACCAAAACGCAGGCAACAACGACGGCAGCGACGAUAACAACCGACGCUUGAAAAUGUCAACACUUCCGUUUUUGUUGAGCGUCGCCGAUGAGCUCGAUAACCUCAACUCCCAGUCGUACAUGGACGACUUCGGGCUGGGCUUCCAUCCGCAUCGCCAAUACUAUCGCACGCCCACUAUACAAUUGUCCUUACCCGCCAGCACCGACUGGAUGGAGCACGAGCGUUCGCAACGCUGUCGCUCACACAAAUUCGUCUUCGAAACACAAAACAAUCUAACCGCCACAGCGGAGGGUGAUGAGACGGACGCCACCGAUGAGGCUGGCAAUGGUGGUGGCACGCUAGAUGCUGGCGCCGGUGGCAUGGUCACAGAUAAUGCAUACACCGAACGCUAUGGCAGUGGCGCGAGCACAUCGGCCGCCAGUCGCCAAAAGUAUACGUCGCUGCUAAAUUCCAAUAAUGAAGAUGGCAAUGGUAAGGGCGGUGUUGGUAAGCGCAACGAAGCUGACACCAUCGACAAUACGGUGCAAAUGUAUAACUUGUCGAAGAAGUGUUGCAAGAAUUACUAUCGACGCGGCGACGAACCGACGUCAGCGGCAUUGGCGGCUAAGGGAAAGUCUGCAGAGGGCGGCUAUCGCUUGCAUGCCAAGUGCAUGGAAAGCGCCAACUCGUCAUCGGACGAGAGUUUGCAGAAGCCAACAUCAUCCAUUGAGUUUUUGACGUGCUUCCUGGUGAAAAAGUCGCGUGCACCCAAAGGCGCGGGCAUUAGUGGCGGCAGCGGCAAGAAAUCGUCGUAGGACACGGUGUCAAAGCGUCGCAGUCAUUGUUUCUGAAUAUGUUGUUGGGGGGUCGAGGAUGUGGAAGAAGGCGCUGUAGCGAGCCGCAGUUGCGGGGGUUGGUUGGGUUGUUGGCGCAGUACUUGCUGCGGUAAGCUUGAAAGUCAGUGAAGUAGUGGCAGCUGAGGUCAGGUGAAGGCGAGGCGAGUUAGAUGAUUGACGAUUGGCGUUAGAAGACUGCCGAUUUACGCAGUCAGGCGGUUGUAAUGCAACACAACAACAAUGCACAGUAGCAACAACAAGCUGCUGUACUUUCACACUUUGUUUGGCAAUGAGUUGCCGAAGCUGUCAAGGGUAAACUGCAAGGACUUCGAGUUGCUUGCGCGCGUUGUGGGAUUAUUACAACAAAGCAUUGUUGUUGGCAAAUGCGAAAGUGUAAUAUGCGAACGCUAAUAAUUUAUAAAAUUUGUAAGACAUGCUAAUAAGUCUGCACUUGGCACACAUACAGACUUAUGUAUGCUCCCAAAAAGUGAAUAAAAAAAAAAUUGUUUUAAGUGUAAUUAUUAAAAAAAUUAAAUUAUGUUAAAAUCAAUAAAUAAACCAAACAUAAAAACAACAAUAACCAUAACGGUAGUGCGUGUUAAGUGAAUGCGGAAGUAAAAUAUUCAAUUGGUGCCUAAAUGUUAGUUCCGUAGAGUAGAACAGCCACAUUGGCCAGCAGCAAAUUAACAGUUAACCAAUGGCUGAGGUGUUUUUUGUUAACCUUGUAAGCUUUAGGCCGUAGUAGUAACUUUUAAGAAUCGACUUAAGUGUCAUACGUUGCACAUUUUCAGUUAUAUAUAUUGCAAAUGUUACUGGUGAGGCGGUGUUUCGGUGAACCAUUACAAAAAAAAAAAAAUUAUAAAUAAAAUUUGGGGGAAUUUAGUUGGGAACAAGCUUUAUUAGAAUGCGGAGUUUUUGGUUUUUAAUAAAUAUACUUCCCAUGCGGUUUUCUAAACGAGCAGGAAUAUGUUUUUGAAAUGAGACUACGAAAGAGACUUAGAAGCUAUUUAUGUGCCAAUCGAUCAAGGUCUAUAUACAACAGUUGUGAAUAAUCUUCAGUAUUUAAGUAAAGUUCCAGAACUUUGUGCAUAAAAUAUUCAAAACUGAACUUUAUGUUGGUGUGUUUAAUUGUUUGGGAGACUAAAAGAGCAACUAAUCCUUAAUAACUCGAUCCGUUGGUAGAACCAUUACCUUCGAAGUUGAGCAUCUUACUGUAUGUAAAUACCUUUGUCGAUGCAGUUUUUGAAUUUUUCUUCCAUAAUUUUUUUUAUAUUAAAUUAUGGAUUCUCAGUUAAUUGUGAUCAGAGAGAAGAUAAGAUGAAAACUGUACUAUUAAAUUAUUCAAAAAAGCUUUUCUAGUUUCAGAAGCAUGAAAUUCAAUCAUUGAGAUAUGAUUAGUUUUCAGUAUCUUAGCCAAGUUUCGGAACUUCAUUCAUAUUUAUAUAUACCAUAUAUGCUACAUGGGUUGAAAAGUCCUUGACCGAGAGAUCACCUCAAAGAAGAAAUCUCUAUACCUCUUAAAUUAAGAACUUUACACAUAGUAUUUUCAAAGUUGCCUGACAAUACAUUUAAUCGUUCUCUAGUUAUUGGAAUCCAAGUCGAUCAAAAAGAGAAAUCUUCAAAUAGCCAGCACAUGAUAUUAAAACGAGCGAAGAUUUGUGGCAAUGAAAUAUGGGUACAUCAUUACACUCCUUGUAAGUCCAAUCGGUAGUCUACUGUAUUUUCUCAGAUUAACUUGACAUUAUAUACGGCGUUAUUGGAUCGAUUGAAUGCCGAGAUGAAAGUUAGGUCAAAGCUGUAACAAAUUUGUAUUUCUUCAUAUCAGCAAUAUAUUAUUUUUAGUAGAAUGGUAUAUUAGCUGGAGACCCUUAGAGAUACAUUUCUGUAUGCCAUAAGUAGUUUUCUCAAUUCAGAAGUUCCAUUUUGUUGAUUACUUCGAAUAGGCUUAAUUUGAAACGUUAUAAAUAUUGCUUUUGAUGGUUUUGUUGCAACAAAGGAAGGAGUUUUGACUUCUGAAGAAGUUUUUGGGAUUAUCGUACCAUUGUAAUCAGAUCUUCCAAGCAAAAAUUCUGUAAGACUCCAAUUUUGAAAGCAAUUGCGAGAUCAGUUUCUGGAGAGAAGUUAACGGUUGGAGCUUAAAAUAUGACAUGCCGAAGUUUAAAUCUGAAGGAGUGUUUCUAGUUUUUCAAAAUUUUAGAGUAUUAAUACUCUAAGAGGUUUGGGAUGUUGUGUUGGAGUAAUAACAACUGAUCUUUAGGAAAAGUUUCCUGUAUAUUGGUUACUGGGUUCAUGAAAAUUAAAUUUUUUAGCAUUUUAUGUUCUUAUAUUAUCACUAAUUUAUAACUUGAAAUCAUAUAUGUGUAUUUCUCAGCUACUCUCAGCUAGCUUACCGCCUGCAGUAACAAAAGAAUAACGGAAUAUUUAAGCAAGAUAUGCAUAUUUGACAUGCUAUAUUUUUUAAUAAAUAAAACAACUAAAUUAAAAUAAAGUAACUACAAUAAAAAAGAUAAUUUUUGUACCUUCUUUUAUACCAAGAACCAGAUACAUGUGUUUUUAUACCAACAAAUAAGAGAAUUUAGAGCAAACAAUUGCAUAGAUUUAAGUCGCAAAGUCAAGUUUAAGUGCACUCAAUGAAAAUAUAUAUAUAUAUUAAUUCUUAUAUAAAUAAGGAAAUAAAAUAAUGAACGUCAUAUAAGUAUAUGCAAUCAAAGCGUUGAAGUAGUUGAAAUGCCUAGAAAUUAGGGUCAAUGUAAGCGAGCAUUAAUAUUAAGCUUGAAUCUGCAGAGGACAGCAGACAUAACGGUGUAUGUGUAUAUGAAUUUGCAAAGAAAUAUAUAUGAUAUAUAGACAAAAGAAUUUAAACAAUGAAGAUCUAACUGGGACAUUGCAUUACUUUGAAGGAGACGCGGAAGCAAGGAAUAUAUGUGUGUAUUUAGACAGGCAGUUGAAGGAAAGGCAUGGGUGCUUCACCUUGUUCCCUUUAACGGAUGUUUAGACGUGUAUGUAUAUAUGUAUAUGUAAAUAUGUGGAUAUAUGUGUAAUUGUGUGCAAUGAGUAAUGCUGUAACGGUAAUUGUAGCGGUAAUCGCAUGACUCGUUGAAAGACAUCGCAAUCUUUUACAGUUGUACAAAAGUAACAACUAAUACAAAUGUUAGGAAAAAAGUUGCGGCAAAAUGAUGUAUUGCACGAAAAGUCUCUCCGUUAGACAGUCAGAAAGUCGUUGAGGCGAAAGCCUUACAACGUUUGACAUUUGUUUGAUUUAAUAGCAGGAAAAUUGCGAUUUGACGAAAUCAAUUUCAUGCACUCAAGCGAAAAUUUUCACGUUCAUGCAUACACACACGCACAUACGAGUAUAAAUAUUUUCGAAAUAUUGUAUUUGUUGUUGUUUUUAUUAGCGAAUGCAGUGAAGCGCAGCAACUCAGCGAGCGAAUCAAACGGAAUGCAAUCGAGCGCUCUGCACUGACAUGGAAUCGGUGACACUAUUUUGUAAACAACAACAAUUACGUAUAUACAUACGUACAUACAUAUAUAUAUAUUCACAUAUGCAUAUUAGUAAUUUAUGAUCUGAGGCAAUGCAUAAUAAAUAAAUGCUCUAAAUAGAGUGAAUUAAGUAAAUAGACAAAAUCAAAGUGAAAUUGCAAACCAAUAACCAACAAAAACAAAAGCAAAAUCAAAUGCAGACGAGUAAUAUUUACUGAAAAGCAAAGAAAAACAACAUUCACAUAUACUCAAAGUGCUAACACACACUUACACAUGCAUUGCAUAUAUGCCUAGAGGUCUUUUAAGCAAACUCGUCAGUGAAAAACCAAAACAAAAGCGCUUAAAGCCGGCUUAUCACGGCAGCAAAAACACACAGUUAUAGUAAAUGAGACAAAGAGUAAUAAAGAAAACCGAAAAAUAAAAACAAAUGUAAACAAGUAAUAAAAGCAAUACACACAAUGUGGGGAAAAUGCUUUGGAGCCUACUAAAAUAUUUAAGCAAAUAAAGUGGAUUUAUGGCAAAACAAAGUGAAGCAAAGCGAAAGAGAGAAAAACGAAACAAAAUAAAGGCAGAAAGUAGCAAAAUAAACAAAAAAAAAAAAAAAAUAAUAAUAAUAAGUACACAAAACAAACAACACAUAGACAAAAUAAUGUUUUUGAAGGAUUUUUUAUGAAUUCCUUUUGAAAAAAUGGUAUUAAAAUAAAUAGCAAAAUAAAAAAAUGAAUUUAUUUAAACUACUAAAAAAUACGUUUAAGUAAGAAAGAAAUUACUAAGAAAAUGUAAAAAUAUACAUACGUAAAUAUUUAUCUGUAUAUUAGGGUGAGCCAAAAACUGAAUUUAUAUAUAUAAAUAGCAAGCAAAAAAAUCUGUUUUCUUUAAAAUACCAUACCUUUUGAACCGUUUAGGAUAAAAAUACUUACAUCGCGAAUUCUUGUAGAGCAUACAAUUUCCUCAAGAGUUCCAAAAUUCGUAUCUUGAAAAGCUUUGAACAGGGUAUUGUAAGUUUGCCGCGAAGUUUGUAACACCCAGAAGGAAAUGUCGGCGACCCUUUAAAACAUAUAUACGAGUAUAAAUGAUUCGCAUGGCAAGCUGAGUCGGACAUGGCUACCGUCUAUUUGUCCAUCUGUAUAUACGAGUCUUCGGUUUUUGAGAUAUCCUUUUCUCAUCAAGAAGCUGCUCAUUUGUCGAAAUCGCCCAUAUCGAACAACUAUAGCAUAUAGCUAUCAUACAAAACAGAACGAUCGAAAGCAUGUAUUUGUAUGGAAAGUCUUUUCAUUUUACGAGAUAUCUUCAAGAAAUUUAGCAUGGCUUAUUCUCUAAAGCAGUCGUACAAUUUCCGGAGAAAUUGUUCAGAUCGGAUCCCUAUAGCAUCUAGCUGCGAUACAAACUGAUUGAUCGAAAUCUACUUGUAGUUCUCAUAAGGGAUAUUUUGUAUUUAUGAAGGUAAUUAUAGCUACGGUGCAACCGAAGUUAAUGUUGUUUCGUUUAUUUUUUUAAUAAAAAAGUUAGCUUGGUUCUAGUUUUUUGUUAAAUAUGCGCAUUUUUAAUAACUGCUACUAACUUCUAUAUAUACAAAUUCUUUAUUUUUCAAAAUUUCCUUUAAGGUAAAUUUUCCGGGAAUUUGUGGUGUUAAAACUUGUCUCCUAAACAGUUUAAGUUCGGUUAUGAUUAUUUUGAUGAAAAGCAAUUUUUACGUGUUAUUAAUAUGGGAAUCUGGGAAAGCUCUCGGUCACCGUUUGAAAUUAAGCUAAACAAUUUUCUAUGCCAGGAUAUUUGCUUUCCUCUAAAUAGAUUAAUCUUAACACUUUAAACACGAUAGGAAAUUUUUUAGCUCACCCUAAUAUUACAUUCUAUGCGUAAUGACAACUGAUGUUGAGGUUGUUUUUUUUUGAAUAAGUUUCAUAUGAAAAGUUAACGUUAACAGAUUUUAUGAAAAAAUAUUAAACAUACAUUUAUAAGAAAAUACCAUAGAGUUAUAUAGGAAAUAAGAAAAAAUUAAGUUUCGACCUACAUAGAUGAGGAAUAUGAAUUAUCUAAAUAUAUUCAUAUAUUCGUCGUAUUUUAUUUUAAAUUUCAUAAGUGAACUACAUUAUUAGUCAAAACGAAGUAGUUUGGAAAACUAUAUUUUUAAUUUCACUUCAGACUUACUGAUUAAAUUUUCGAUUACUAAAAUGCUACUUUGUUCGACUCUUCGCUAACACGACGUCUGACAUUACUUUUUUAUUUAGGGGAGAGAGAAAGUGAAAAAUGAAUCGAUGAGUUUAAAUGAAGGCUGGCUUCUUAUAAUGGAGAUCGUAACUUGUUACAGUGACAUACAAAACUUUCACAUACGGUAACCUUUAGGAGGAUCUGUUAUUGCAGUCCUGCCGGCUUAUGUAGUUUGUUCGAUUCGGUACUCUUCAGCGCUUGGCGAAUCGAAGACAGCUAUUGUAAAAAUAAAACCGUAAAAAAGUAAAUAACGGUAAUAAGUUAUGCAUUUCUUUAUUACUAAGCAACAGAGUAAUACUUCUAUUAUUGCGACAGAUAUUUUAUUGUGUUUACAGAGUAAUCAAGCUGAAGUGUUAUCAAAUUUCAAUUUAAAUCAAAUUAGUUGAAAAUAUCAGAAGAAACCGAUUGUUAUUGCUAAGAAAGCUACUCAUAUCAUCUUAAGAUAAUUACCAUUUACACCACACAGAAACACCAUCCAUACAUACAUAUAUAUCACAGAAAAAAAAACACAUUUCGUGAAACACAACUGAAGAAUCCUAUGAGGAAUAGUUUUCUUGAAAAAUUGUUAACAAAUCUUAGCAAAUAAAAUAUCAAAAUCGAUUGUUAAUAAUAGAAAAUUUAGUAAAAUUUAAUUGCAGCAUAGUAUAAAUAUUUUAGUGCGUAAUUUAGUAAAUAUAUACAUACAUAUUUAUAUAAAUUAAGAACAGUAACAAGUGUCUAUAAAGUAAAACUUCAUUUUAGUAUUCUAAAGUACAUUCUAAAUAUUUAAUCACAUUUAUAGAUAUGUAUGUGUUUAUGUAACGGUUUUACUCAUUACAAAAAGAAAACAAACAAAAAAAAAAAAAGAAAUUGAUGCGUUUGAAACUUACGAUAGAAGUCGUUUUUCCAAAUAGUUUAUUAAGCUCAACAUAUACACGCAUACAUACCAACUUGAGUAUAUAAUGUAUUUAUAAAAAAUAUUGAUUUAGAUCUUGGAAUGUUGCAGAAAUUUUACUGGAUGAUUAUCAAAGUAAUCAAUGUAGAAUACUACAGAGUACUAUUACAAGUAUUUAGAUUCGAAGUGUUUAACUAUUAUAAAUACAAGCGCACAUGUAAGUACAUAUUAUAUAAUCAUCAUUAUAUAAUAUACAUUGGGGUAUCCGUUAUUUCGCAAGUUGAUUUUUGAUUUUUGCAAACGCUCGAUGAAUUUUCAGUUUGUGCCCCAAAAACAUGGAUGCAACAUAAAGAAACUCUUUAUGCCUAAAUCAUUUUACUUUUCGCCUCUAUGUAACAGGAGAUUUUUUGACGGUUCGCAUUAAGCAAGCAAAUCUAUAACUUUGAGGAAUUUGUUGCUCUACAAAAAAUAUCCGAAUGAAUUUUUCCAUAAGAGCAUUCCUUUAGUAGCUAUAUGCAGUUAAAGUUACACAGCAAAUGUACAGAGCAUUCAUACAAAUGAUUUAUACAUUAAUUGUUGCUCAUACGACAUGGUGUACUAUAUGAGUACUUAACUUUAACUGCGUAUAACUUUUAAAGGAAUGUUUUUAUGGAAAAAUCCAUUAAGACCUUUUUGGUACAGUUUUAUUUUAUAUUUGAAUAUUAUUCUUUCAAAGUUGUAGGUUUAUUUGCUUUGUAAAUCAACAAUUUAUUGCAAAAGUUUAAAAAAUUAUUUUACAUAGAAUUGCUGAAAAGUAAUAUGAUUUAAACACGUUUGAAAAUGAAAAAAAAAAUUUUUUUUAAUAUUUUUAUUUUGCGAAAACUGAAACCAUAGCGGGCGUUGGCAAAAAAAAAAUCAAUUUGCGAAAUAGCGGACACUCCAAUAUGCAUACAGAUAUGAAGCUAAUUAUUGCUUGAAAAAUUACCCCAUAAAUUACUUAAAACUUAAGUCUUAACUUAAACAUAACCUAAAAAGUGUUUUUUAGAAUUUAGCACGAAUGGUAGAUAUUUAUAGUAACAACGUCGGCAAAUCUAUUUGAGCGUUAAAAUAUGCAUAUCAAUUAGACACAUACUUACGAGAAACUUCCAAGUGAAAGCCGAAAGAAAGCGCUAAGUUCAUUUUAAAUACAGAGUUCAACUCAUACUUAAGCUCACGCCAUCUACAUAUAUUAUACGUCUACUCUACUUUACUCAUGUGCACUCAUACAUAUUUAAUACUAGAAUACGAGGUACUAGAAAUAGCGGUGCACACAUCUACUUAUGUAUAUCAUAUACUAUAUGUUAUCAAUGUAUGUGUUAAGUGACUUCAAAGUCGAAAAUAUUAAAAUAAAAACCAAAAGAAAUACGCUAAAAAUAUGGAAACGGUAGACAA